Molecule: messenger RNA, 330 nt
Organism: Lizanozyma spartinae
Lineage: Eukaryota; Fungi; Ascomycota; Pichiomycetes; Serinales; Debaryomycetaceae
Gene: TIM10
Product: protein transporter
Exons: 3
Coding region: 1-330 (109 amino acids)
Biological process (GO): protein insertion into mitochondrial inner membrane
Cellular component (GO): mitochondrial inner membrane
Source: RefSeq, a predicted model, not a curated record
AUGAUAGUUGUAGAGGAAGACUUGAUUAUUACUCGUAUCAAUACCUUAAGAAUAAUGUUUGGAAUUGGUGGAUCUGCCCCUCAGGUUUCUUCGCAACAAAAGUUGGCUGCUGCCGAAGCCGAGUUGGACAUGGUGACCGACAUGUUCAACACUUUGGUUGACAAAUGCCACCAAAAAUGUAUCGUCAAGCCAUAUGGUGACUCAGACUUGACAAAGCAAGAGUCUUUGUGUUUAGACAGAUGUGUUUCCAAAUACUUUGAAACCAACGUUAAGGUUGGAGAACACAUGCAAAAGCUUGGGCAAUCCAAUGCAUUUUUGGGUAGACAGUAA